Pseudomyrmex gracilis is the source of this 3396-nucleotide messenger RNA. RefSeq lists its product as uncharacterized. The transcript is spliced from 4 exons. The record is from RefSeq and is a predicted model, not a curated record. Bases 700 to 2397 code for a protein of 565 amino acids. Lineage: Eukaryota; Metazoa; Arthropoda; Insecta; Hymenoptera; Formicidae.
GCUUGCCGACGGAGUAGGAGGGCCUUUGACACACUUGACGCUCAGGUGAAUUGCAAUCGAGAACGGAGAGACUCGUAGUUAGUGCGGAGCUGGAGAUCGAACGGAGCGCGUCUCGACGGAAGUGUGAGAAAGAAAGGGACAAAAAAAAAAAGAGUGAGGCAAACGAAGAAAAGACAAAAGGUCAAAACAAAAGACAUGAUGCGCGACAGUGACAAAUACUGAUCAAUAGCGUGAUGAUUGAUAAUCUGCGAUGAAACAUAAGUGCGACAAUCUGCGAUUGUGCGACGGAUGUGCCGGAUCAAAACGAACUAACACAAGAGAAGAAGAGAACCGUCGGUGCCGAUAAAGGGAGUGGGAGAAGGUCGAGAAGUUUUCGGCGACAGAAAGUGGGAGAGGUCCGAUGCUGAUCAGCCGAGAUCUCCGAUAAAUAGGAAAGACAUAUGAUGAACGCGAGUAGAAACCAAAGAAUCCGACGCGGCACGUGGACGAUGAUUCUCACGCGAAAUCAAAAGUGCACCUGUUCUAGUUACUAGAUAAGUAGUUGAUCAGUGACGCCGGUAGAUGGUGAUUCAGAGCGUGCAUUACUUCCGGGAUCUUACCUCAAACUUCUGGUCAUUCACAAGUUAAACGAAGUUAGAAUAUAUAUAUUAAAAAAAAAAAAGUAAACGUAGUUUUGACUUUAAUCAAGUGAUUUCGAAGAUGUAUCGAGUAACGACGGUGUUUCUGUUGUGUCUCUCGAUAACGUCGUCGUAUUCGGAACUGUUCAGCGCUGACAAGCUCAGGAUGUACGCGAAGUUCCUGAAUCUCGACAAGCUUAGCAUCAACGAAACGGGCAACGAACUGUGGCACGGGCUUUUUAGGGACUGCAACAAGAAAGUGACAUUUUCGUGCAUACAGAAAAACGCGUACACGUAUCUCGACAACGUCUUCAUCGAGAAGGACAAUAUCACCGUCUUCGACGGUCUGAUACUUACGAGGAACACAAAUGUCACCUACGACACGUGUCCUAAAUUAACGGAAAGUCGUAACGACGUUAGCGAGAACCUCGUGGAUGACGUCGACGCAGAAGAUUGCGAAAAGAAAGCGGACGACGAGACGGAAGAUCGAAAAUUUAAAGAACCGGAAUCGCCGCUUGAGGAAGUUACGAACGCUCUCCGGCGGAAAACAGUUAAGUUCUUGUCGACGAGAAAUUACGAACUUCAACUUCCGCAAUUCUUCUUCGAAGGCGCCACCGUGAAGAUAAGCCCGCGCGAGAUAGACGAGCAUGGCGCUCUUCUCAGAGUGGAUUUCGGAACUCAAGACGUACAGGAAGGACGAAUCUUGUUCAAAAAAUUUAAAAAGUUCUUACAAAAUAAAUUAUUGACGAGCUUCCUGGCGCUUCUCUUGAUUAUCAAGUUAAUCAAAGUAAAGUUUCUGUUCGUCAUUCCGUUCCUGUUCGGUGUUGGCGCCGCGAAGAAACUCUUCCUCAAGUUAUUGCUCUUCUUCAUCCCGGCGUUCGCGCACAUCUUUAAGCUCUGCUCCAGCUACUAUUCGAACCACGCCACCAAGUUCCACCAUCACCAUCAUCAAGUAGCGCAUCACCAUCAUCACGUGCCAGUUCCGGUUCCGGUCCCGGCGUUUUAUCAUCGUCAUCACAACGAUUUAGACGGCUACGACGAGUACGAUCAUCCUCACAUUCAAUACCGGAAGGACGUAGAGGAACUCAAGGAAUGGGGCAUCGAGCCUUACGACGAACCUUACGAAGAGGCCAGUCAGAUCGUGAACCGCGUUGUUUCACCUCUCGCGAACUCGAUAUAUUCGGGUCCGUACGGGUUGCCGCAAUACGCGCCGAACGUAAAGCCGAUCGCGUCAUCUCACCUGGACAACUCGGCUAACGCGCACAAUCUGGCCUACUCCGGAUAUGUGAACGACAUCAAGCACAAUCGGCGACCCGCUCAGCCGACGAUCUCCGUGUUGAAUUCGAAGACGCCGGUGAAGAAGACGCCGUACAACACGAUUUUCGCGACAAACGCGCGACCGGUUCCUCAUCCGCAGAGGCUGUUGACACCUGUCGCGUCUUCCAAGAGCUCGACUAUAUCGAUCUCGCGACAAGAAACAGAUGAUGACUAUUACGGGCCGAUAAUCGACCGGCUGGAAAAUAUCUUUGACCAGCUGAGCUUCCACGACGAGAUCUGUCGGGAAUUGCUCGUGUGCAGCAUGUACAAAAACCCAGCGAGCUACUCGCCGCACAGUAACAUCGUGUCGAACGAGCUCUCCAGAGAUCCGGAGGAAUUGAAGCUUAUUUCUGACGUGACGGAGAGUUCGAAAAAAUUCCUCAGAUAUCUAAACGCGGCCAGACUAGGUCAAGAAGGUGGAAAUUGUCUCAGAACGUAUCCCUGUCACAGCAACAUCGAAUGAAUGUAGAACUUUUCUAGUAAUUUGCGCAUAUUUAUAAUACGACGAAUUUAAAAUGUCCGUCGUUAGACUUACACGUUUGCUCAAUAAGCCUUCCGAGGGAAUGAUAAGAAGAAAACUGACUGUUUUACUGUUAUAAAUGCAAUAUUUAAAAACUGUAAUACUGCCAUGUACGUACACGCGAGAACUCUCUAAAACCUUUCCACUAAAAAAAAAAAAAAAACAGAAAUUGAAGUAUUCUGUGUAGAAAUUUACAAUAAUACUUAAUAAUAAUGUAAAGUUAAUUGAUUUUGUUACUUAUGAUAAUUUAUGCCAAUUCUUCAGAGUUAGUGACACACUGAAGAGAAAUCGGUGAGAUUUUGUGAUCAAAGCUUCCAUGGACUGUUGACACGUUGUCAAAAAAGUCUCUACAAAUAUCAUCAAUAUAUAUGUAUAUCUAUAGUUAUAGAUAAUAACAUUGAUACAAUAUUGGAUUGUGUGGCAUUUUGUUAGAUAAUAUUUAUGUACUUCGAAUAUAGAGUGUGUCAAGAAUCUAACAAAAAUAUUAUUAAUUUAUUUGAUUAUUCUUGAAAACAAAUAUCUUAAAGAUGAAAAAAAAGAGAACAAAUACAGCGUAAACGCAUGAAAUGUAAUUACACACAUUGCAAAAGUUGUUUACCAUUUGUGUAAGAAGAAUUAUUUAACUGCAGUUUGUGAUGUUAUUAACUUUAUAAGAUUUCGCGUAUGAACAAUCACAUGAAAAUAUAUAUGAAACUUCUUCUCUCAUAAAUAUUGUAUGUAUUAGUGUACACAAUAUGUCCGACAUUUAAUGUAAAAAGUAGUUAAGAAACAAACGCGCGAUGAAUAAUUAUAUCUGCGAUUUAGCUAUAUAAAAGUAUUGUAUACUUCUUAAUCUUAAUAUUUUAGAGAAUUACUAUUAUUAUUACAUACUCGGGUGCCAUACCCAGCAAAUGUUAUUAUUUAAUGUUAUCUUAUUAAUUUUAUUUUAUUAAAAUACAGUGU